This is a messenger RNA of Carassius auratus (goldfish), 4998 nucleotides long. RefSeq names its product probable ATP-dependent RNA helicase ddx6. The transcript has 14 exons. Lineage: Eukaryota; Metazoa; Chordata; Actinopteri; Cypriniformes; Cyprinidae. The coding region runs from base 512 to 1960 and encodes 482 amino acids. Gene Ontology annotation, molecular function: RNA helicase activity; ATP binding; nucleic acid binding. The record is from RefSeq and is a predicted model, not a curated record.
GUGACUGAUUAUGGGAGGGUUUAAAGAUGACUGGAAGCCAUCUUACACGCUCGCUUUACACCCCGAGAUAUAUGUUACAACUCUACACCUAAAAUUCGCAAACACACAGAAAGAGAUUCUCAGCCACAUUUGGUGGGAAACCUUUCAAAUCCUUGAUGUUGAAUAAUUGGAGAGAAAGGAAUGGACCGACGAAUUGAGAAGACCACUGGCUUCCUUGCUCCUGGUCUGUAAAACUUUUGCAGAGAAGGGAUUCACUCAUUCAUGGAAGGAUAACUGGAGCUAAUCUUCUGCUUAUAUCUGUGACCUGUUGCUUGAGUGACAUUGAGAUGUUCCACAAGAGACUUGCAUAUUGAGGAACAAGGAACUGGUUAUUUUUUUCCCCCCUUUUUAUUUUUUUGUGUAUUGGACACUGAGAAAGCUGUGGGAAGGACAACUUGUGUAUUGUUUUGCAAGCCAAUUAAGAAAGUAUUAUCUCCACUGUUGUUUUUCACUCGCUGAAAAUAUUGAAGUCAUGAGUACAGCCCGAAUGGAAAAUCCAGUGAUUCUGGGACUGUCGAAUCAAAAUGGCCAAAUGCGAGGCUCUGUGAAGCCGGCAGGUGGUCCUGGUGGAGGGGGGUCCCAAACAACACAGCCAGCCCAGGUCAAACCCUCCAGCACCGUCAACAACGGCAACUCCCAGCCUGCACCCACAGCCAACACCAUCAUCAAGCCUGGGGAUGACUGGAAGAAAAAUCUAAAGCUUCCUCCCAAGGAUUUGCGCAUGAGAACUUCAGAUGUGACGGCAACCAAGGGAAAUGAGUUUGAGGAUUAUUGCCUGAAGCGGGAGCUGCUUAUGGGCAUCUUUGAAAUGGGCUGGGAGAAACCGUCACCCAUACAGGAGGAGAGCAUUCCCAUUGCGUUGUCUGGCAGAGACAUUCUGGCCAGAGCCAAGAACGGCACAGGAAAAAGUGGCGCCUACCUCAUUCCCUUACUUGAACGCAUAGACCUGAAGAAAGACUGCAUACAAGCAUUGGGUAUUGUGCCCACUAGAGAACUGGCUCUACAGGUGAGCCAGAUAUGUAUCCAGGUCAGCAAACACAUGGGCGGGGUCAAGGUCAUGGCAACAACAGGCGGAACCAACCUCCGUGAUGACAUCAUGAGACUCGAUGAAACAGUGCAUGUUGUCAUCGCCACUCCAGGAAGAAUUUUAGACCUCAUCAAAAAGGGAGUGGCCAAAGUCAAUCAAGUACAGAUGAUCGUGUUGGAUGAGGCAGAUAAGCUCCUGUCACAGGACUUUGUACAGAUGAUGGAGGAGAUUUUGAGCUUUUUGCCCAAACAAAGGCAAAUUUUGCUGUAUUCUGCUACCUUCCCACUGAGUGUGCAGAAGUUCAUGAACACCCAUCUGCAGAAGCCCUAUGAGAUAAACCUGAUGGAUGAGCUGACCCUGAAGGGGGUUACUCAGUAUUACGCCUAUGUAACAGAAAGGCAGAAAGUCCAUUGCCUUAAUACUCUCUUCUCCAGGCUCCAGAUCAAUCAGUCUAUAAUCUUCUGCAAUUCAUCACAGCGAGUGGAGCUCCUGGCAAAGAAGAUCUCUCAGCUUGGAUACUCCUGUUUCUACAUUCACGCCAAGAUGAGACAGGAACACAGAAACCGUGUGUUCCAUGAUUUCAGAAAUGGCUUAUGUCGAAAUCUUGUCUGCACUGAUCUCUUCACAAGAGGAAUUGAUAUACAAGCUGUGAAUGUGGUGAUCAACUUUGAUUUUCCCAAACUUGGGGAGACGUACCUCCAUCGCAUUGGUAGAUCUGGCCGAUUUGGACACUUGGGCCUCGCCAUUAACUUGAUCACUUACGAUGAUCGCUUUAACCUGAAAGGUAUUGAAGAACAGCUGGGUACCGAAAUUAAACCCAUUCCCAGCAGCAUUGAUAAGAGUCUAUAUGUGGCCGAGUACCACAGUGAGAGCGGAGAGGAGGUUAAACUGUGAGCAGGAGAGAUCACCAAUCCUUUGUCCCCUAUCCCCACUUUUUUUUUUUUUUCAAUCUUCCCUGUGUCUAGGGAAUUGGGGAUUUUUUUUUUUUCUUUCCCCAUCUGUCUUUUCCCACACUUUUUUUUUUCUAUUCUUGUUUGGUGCCACUACAAAGCAGUGAUGUUGUGAUGGCCCAAUAAUCGGGAAGGCUCAUGGCCUACUAAAGGACUGCUGCACCAAUAUUUUCAUCCUGAAGACUUGAGGAGGGAAAGAGGGGACAUGAGGAUUUAUCGCCCACGGAAAAGAGACUACUCAUCGCUUGCAAGCACAUUCUCAACCCUCUCUGUUCCUCUGCUCAUCUUCAUGUUUCUAGUCAUUUGAAACAAGUGCCUUAACAAGCAGUCUAACUUGUUCAAAAAGUAAUAACCUGAUGAUUUUUCUUCACUCAUAACUCUUCAUUUGAAGACAUGGUCUUGUUUUUCUCUCUGGCUUUUGGUAUUGCUUGUCUGUCCCCUCCCGUUUAACAUAAGAGGAAUAAUUUUCCAUCUGCCACCUUGUUUUUUUGGGGCAAUGAAAAACAGGAUUUCGCAGUGGGAGAGAGGAUGGGGCAGCAUGUGUGAUUUGUGCAGUCUCUGGUGUACUUGACUAUGGUGUGAAGAGAAGCCCCCGGAGAACUGAGAUGAUAUCAGUGGGCAUGAUGACAAUAAUAGGGGCUAAUGUUCCUGUGGUAAUCUUUCUAAAGCCCCGCAAGGCUCUUAAUGGCUUUUUUUUUUUUUUCUUCAUCCACUCGUGGAACAUGCCAUGCCUCUAGAGACCCAUAACUCUUUCCCCCUCUGUCUUCAGCGGGUCAACAUUAAGAGACUUGGCCAGACUGAGACCAGCCUUUUUCCUUGGCCAUGAGGACUCCCACUUCAAGACGAAUGUGGACUUUUCUUUUCUCUUUCUUCCCCUUUCCUUGUGAUUUCAGUGCGGUAGGCAUUCUAUCCUAAAUGUGCCAUUUAUACAGAUCUGGCACAUUGUAAACAUUUUGUAAAUACUUCAUUUAUUAUUUUUUUAAUGGAUCAUUUUAAAACGAGCUGAAAAGGCUUAAUGACCAUUUGAAAAGAAUGUUAGAAAGCUCUUUUAAAAUCAGGAUUCUGUCAGCACUGGGCGGCACUAUUUUGGUUUUGCCCUUUUCUCCCCAGUGGGAAAUAAGUUUAGCAGAUGGUUAAAGUUUUUCCAGGUAGUGCACCACCCUUGUUUUGUCAAAAAAAAGGGCUUUUUUAAAUCCAAGAAUACUUUGUUCAGAAGGUUUGAGUGUUGGCUUCGAAGCAUUUCAGCAGAUGGUGCAGAUGUUCGGAUUUGCACUUGUUCACUCUAAAUUAUUAAAUAUGACCCGCUCCCCAGUGCUGACAAACGUUCCUGACAUGGGUUGCUCAAAUAAAAGGCCUCUUAAGGGUUGUGAAAAAACGAGGCUUAUUUGCUUUCCAGCCUUUUGCUUGUAACUGUGAGGCACUCAACAGGUUCCCCUAACCUGGGUGACUCUAAACAUAGAGGUAACUUAAUAUUUUCAUCUUUUAAUAGAUCUACUUGCUGCAGUGCAGCUCAAAUUGGCCAUGUGCAAAAACAUUGAAUUUAUAAGUGAGAUGUGUAGCUGUUACAUGGGCUGUGUUUCUCUGCCGCUGGCACUAGGACGUUACUUUAAGCAGACUGGGGUGGGAGGAUUGAAAGCUUGGAAAAAUGGACAAAAAACAACUGAAUGCCAAGUAUUCUAAAUGAUGGACUGACAAUGUAGCGGCAGAGACAUGCAGUGCAUCGUGAGUCGGGAGGCUUUUUUUUUUUUUGUUUUGUUUGUAAUGAGACCAUGUUCUUGAGAUGCUGCACAGAAUUAACAGAAGAAUCUAAACCUUUGCAGUGUGGGCUGCACUUAAGGUUGAACUUUAGUUCAAGGGUUGGGCAAUAAUUAUAUGUUCUGCACAUGUUCUGGGUGCACUUCCUCGGUUAGGGCAGAGGUGUAUAGACCGAAGGGGAGAUUUAUUUUUAUUUAUUAUUGUAUAAUAUAAUAUUUUAUUCUUUUUGAGGAAGUAUUGUGGUAGGGACAAGGGUAUUUAACAUGGGCUGGGUAUUUGAGGUAUCUGGGUACUUUUUUUUUUUUUUGGUGCUGAUAACCAAAUGACUUUUUCUUUUGCAGCAGAAUAUUUAUUGCACCUCCCCCAAACACUAAUAGCCUUUUUGAGUGUUUUUUUCUUCUUUCAUUUCUGAAGGUUGACAGGGGCUUGCUUGAGACACUUUAGCCCUUCUGCUGCUUUUUGAAUAAGUUUAGUGCUUUGGCCCGUGAUGUUUUGAGGGUUGCAACUUUAUGGGGUGGGUUGGAGGGAGGUUGGGGGGAUAGAUUUUUGUCUUUUUUGUGAUUUAUUGGCAUAGAAUUGGCUUAAUUUAAUGUUUGAGUUUAACAUCGAUGUCCCCAUUUAAAAAAAAGUCUAAUGCAGGUGAGUUUUAAUGCAUGGAUUGGCUUUGUCUACUGCGGCAUGUUACUGUUAGUUUUCCCUGAUGCAAUUAAAGUUUGUUCUAACUUUAUGGUUCGUUACCAAAUUGUAAGCAAAGGUUAUUUAUCCCAUAUUCUAAAACAUGCAUAUUUUCCCAGUGACAUUGCUUGAAUCCAAGCUUGUAUUCUCUUCUCUAUAACAUAUACCCUUCGGUGUGUACAUCACCGGUGUAAUCAGCUUUGAUUUAUUUUGAGGGUUGUUAAACAUCUGCCCAUAGAGAGGAGUAUAUGAGUUUCUGGGCUCUUUGGCAGCAGCCCAGUGUUUUUCAGUUACCACUUGCUGUGAAAAUCAUGGUGCGUUCCUGAGAUGCUGUAAAGCGGCAUGUGAUUGGAUGUGCUGUGGUCUUUGCCAUGUUGGUUGGGGUUUCUUUUUAUUCAUUUUUAUUUUUUGGUUUUGCUUUCUUUUUAUUUGGAAGAAUGUGGUGGAGAACAUCUCACCGGUUUAAAAGUUUUCUAAAGCAACAAAAUUGUAAUCUUUAAAAUCCACUCAUUCUUCAUUUAUUAACUUUUUUUUUUUUUUUGAUUUAUGUAU